Molecule: messenger RNA, 739 nt
Organism: Rhagoletis pomonella (apple maggot)
Lineage: Eukaryota; Metazoa; Arthropoda; Insecta; Diptera; Tephritidae
Exons: 5
Coding region: 31-684 (217 amino acids)
Source: RefSeq, a predicted model, not a curated record
UGCGACAAGAAGUGGACUGACUUAGCGUCAAUGCUGAAUAGCCUUGGUGGUUCGGUGAAGAACAUCGACCAAUGGCGCACAGUAUGGAGGGACUUGAAGAGCCGUGCUAGUAUUAAGGUGCGUGAUAGAAAACGAAAGCAGGCAAUGACGGGAAACAAUCCCAUUAAUGAAGAGCCACCCACUGAGCUUGAGAGGCGUGUGAUUGCCCUUGUCGGUAGCGACUAUGUGCAGGGCCAUGAAACUGUUGCUGAAAGUGUGCCAGUGGAAGAGGAACUCCAACUUCGUAUGGAAGAGGGUGAUGAAAGUGUCAUCAUCGAGAUGCCAUCUAUUUCCCACGAAGUGAGCAUUGAGAUGUGCACAUCGACUCCUGUAACUCCUGCAGGAAAAACGCCUCGUAGAGGUGCAAAAAGAAGGCGUGUGGACGGUGGUACCGAGGCCCAAAAAACAUUUUUGGAAAUUGCUCAGACCCAAGCAAAUGCCUUAAAAAUGCUAGCAGAGUCGAGUGCAGCGAAUGUACAAAUAGCAAGUAGACAAGCAGAUGCUUUGAAGUUGUUAGCUGAAACAAGUACGGCGAGUGUGCAGGUAGCGAAAUCGUUGGCCGAAGCUAUGAGCACAAUGGGGGAAGGUUUAAAGGCAAGUGCGGAUGCCUUUAAUAAUUUACCAAACGCUAUCUACCGCAUGUAAAUAUUGUGUAAAUAUGUAGUUUUUUAAGUAAUUUUUUGUUUUAAUAUUUAUGUUA